AUGGACAGUGAUGCACAGAGAGGCAGACGGAGAGUCUGCUGCAGCGCUUUGGCAGCAUCCAUGGCGGUGAAUCCUCUGGAAGGUCUCAUGUCGGUUGCGGCGAGCCACCAGCUGGUCUCCAGCUCCACAGUACAGGCGCAGAUGCAGCGGCCCUGUGCAGCCGCCAGCCCGGCGUCCCUGCACGGACACAGGCAGAGCGUACGUAGCAGCCGCCAGCCGAGGAAGUGGGUGCAGUCUGUGUCUGGUUGUGGUGGGUCUGCUGUCCAGUCCAGGACACUGAGGGGUCAGCACUCCCCCGAAAACGCAGCGAGAGAGAGGAGCCGUGUACGAAACUUGCGACAGGCCUUCCACAGCCUGCAGGCUGCUCUUCCCUCAGUCCCACCAGACACUAAACUGUCCAAGCUGGAUGUUCUGGUUCUGGCUACUAACUACAUAGCUUACCUAACAGAGACCCUGGACCAGGGAGGGAUGCUGGCUGAGCACACCCUGCCGUCGAGGCCGGGUGGAUACCUGCAUCCUGUUAAGAAGUGGCCCAUGCGUUCCCUGCUCUACUGCGGCAGCAUGGGAGAGCUGCUAUCAGGAGUCCCAGCCAAUCAGAUGCCUCCACCUGUACGGGAUGGGACACACCCACUGACCCCCACCUCAGACGAAGCAGACAAAGAGUGAUAGUAAAAGAUGGGACAUAACUUUCACCCUGUCUCUUAUCUCCAGUGUUACACAGCCAUGUAGCUACAUCUACUUCUCUGGAGACAGAGAUCACUGAUGGAAAGCAAUUGAUUAGUUUGCUCAAGCAAAGCAGAAACUAAAAUCAAACCUUUUAGACCCCCAAAAGUAAAAUGAAAGGCACAAUUUUGAACACUUUGGAUGGAUGAUAAAACAUACAUUCUUGCAGUUUUUGGUUUAUCUAAUAAUGAAGGACAGGGCUUAAAUUAACCUGCAGCUACAAGGACAGUAGCCAUUUUUAGCUCUGGUUGUUGGGAGUGAAGGCAGAUUUGCCUUACAUGCCCUGAUUAAACAGAAAACAGCUUAUUUUUGUUGCCUCUGACUAGUUUGUAGAACCUGACCGAUAUGGGAUUUUUGAUUUUAGAGGGGAAAAGAUUCACAGAUUACCAAUAAUUAUUCAUUCAAUGAUUAAGCUGGAAUGAAAGUGGACCUUUUCUAUGUGGGUCGUGCACCGAUAUGACUAUACAAAGGUAUUCAGAAGGCUGCUUUCUUAAACAAAUACCUUUAAUAAAGAAUAUUUAAGAUCCCCUCCAGACAUGUAUUAAGACAUGUAUACAAAUAGUCUUCUUGGAACAAUAAUGUCUGUGUCUGAUAUGUUUUUUUCCCACAAAAAACAUAUAAUUUCCACAUUCAUAUUCUUAUACAAGAAUCUCCUCCUUCUACCUCAUUAAAACUUCCAGAAUCUCUGAAUAGGAAAAUGUUUUCCUGCUGGACACAAGAUGUCUCCUACUUCACUGUAAAGUCCAUUCUCAGUGGAUGUGCACUGGUGGAUCACACUGUAUAAGUUGCAUACUGGACCAGGACUGACUCCAAACUAUUUGUGAUGUCACAAAUCCUGCUGGUAGGCCCCGCCCCUUAAAAUCAGCUUUUCAAUGAGCACAGAGAAACUUUCCACUUUCAGCAGAUGAAUGUGAAAACAUCCUUCUAGAGUCAAACUCUGCACAGACAGUAUUAAGACAGCACGCUGUAGGAACAAGAAGAAACACUGAUUUCUGACUGGAGGGGACUUUAAAUAUUAUUUUAUGUGUUAAAUAAUUUAACACAUACUUUCUCAACCAAUUUUAGUUGGUUAAACGCUGAGAGCUGCUUCUCCUCUCUAAAGCCCUAUUCGCACGGGACUAGUAUUACCUGGGGACCUCUAGUAAUUUGUAAUAAUUGCGGAGGUCGUCUGUGAUGUUAACCCUGUGCGAAUCAGCAUCUCUGUGAUUUGGGGUCGCUUUUUGUUUUUUUUAAGGUUUUUUGUGUUUUCCGAGCCUUUUUUCUGCCUUUUUCCCGGUUGAGAAUUAUGGAGGCUGCGUUGGCAAUUAUAAAUGAAAGUUUUGACAACAUUUUGAUGUUUGUGGGCAUGCUGGGAAAACAGCAGACAGACACUGAUGUGAGAAAGAUGUUUGAGCCGUUCGGCAGCAUAGAGGAGUGCACGGUGCUCCUUGGGCCCGACGGUACCAGCAAAGGUAACGUCAGAUCAGUAACAGACUAUUACACAUAGGUUACGCAGAGCCUUGACAUCAUAUCCGGGGGAUAAUGUCAGUAAAUUCGAGUUAAAACACAGACUUCGCUUAUCCCGUGCGAAUGCGCCGCACGAAACACAGAUGUGGUGGGGUAAUUACUAAAUCACAUGAGGUCCCCAGGUAAUAUUAGUCUCGUGUGAAUAGGGCUUAACUCUGUGGUCCUUGCCACAGUGUUGUAAAUCCCAGUGCACUAUGCUGGACGAACCUUGCAGUGACACCAGUAUAUUACCGCACGCAUUAUUUUUUGUGUUAUAUACCAGAAAAAAACAUUUAAAGGUUUAUAAUUGGUGCAUAUUGGAUAACAUGUCAAUACCCAUAUGUCUGUGGUAGGCCAAUUUUGGCUGAUAACAUUGGCCAAGUGAUAUCGGUCAGGAUCUACUAGUUUGUCGCGUGUAUUUGCAAAAGCCUUGAAAAAAGUUGUUUUUCCCUGCCAGUAUCAAACUAAGAGAACACACACAGGUUCAGAUACAGGGUUAAUAUACACAGCGACCGUUGCUGGAAAUAUUCCAUUAUUAUCUGAGCAUUAGACAGCAGGUUGUGAGCAGCAGGUUUAAUGCGAGGAAAUGAAAAGGCUGCUUCGUUUGACUAAUUACACCACAAAUCACUACAUGGAGGAACAGUGUGUAACCUAUUAUCUUGAAUUAAAGCUUGUACAGUGUUUUAUAUUAUUUGUUUCAGAUGUUACUUUCACCGUAUGGACGAGCUCAGGCACCCGUGUGCUCUUUUAAAAAGAAUAAAAUGUAUCUUUGUUAUUGUC
Messenger RNA from Dicentrarchus labrax (European seabass), 2988 nucleotides. RefSeq names its product transcription factor 24-like. Gene Ontology annotation, biological process: regulation of transcription by RNA polymerase II; developmental process. The record is from RefSeq and is a predicted model, not a curated record. Lineage: Eukaryota; Metazoa; Chordata; Actinopteri; Moronidae. The transcript is spliced from 5 exons. Gene Ontology annotation, molecular function: protein dimerization activity; DNA-binding transcription factor activity, RNA polymerase II-specific; RNA polymerase II transcription regulatory region sequence-specific DNA binding. The coding region runs from base 1 to 666 and encodes 221 amino acids.